Ooceraea biroi (clonal raider ant) is the source of this 1162-nucleotide messenger RNA. RefSeq names its product thymosin beta cib (gene cib). Gene Ontology annotation, biological process: actin filament organization. Gene Ontology annotation, cellular component: cytosol. The record is from RefSeq and is a predicted model, not a curated record. NCBI's taxonomy places the organism in Eukaryota, Metazoa, Arthropoda, Insecta, Hymenoptera, Formicidae. Gene Ontology annotation, molecular function: actin monomer binding.
UAAGUUUUUACAAUUUGUAUAAAUCACAAACUUAUUUGUCGUAAAUAAACCAAAAUAACAUAAACCAGCUUAAACGGUUCCUCGCGCGCGAUUAUCCUUACUAUAUAAUUUUAUUAUUAUUAUUAUUAUUAUUUUAUUAUUUACUCAAUGUUAUACCAUUUUGUUCUUACAAUACUGUUAUUAUCGUUAUGCGCCUAGUAUGUCGUUAUCGACGCUCUUUUGUAUACAUAAAGGGUGACGCGAACGCCACUAUCGAUGCUUCCUCGCGUCGAUCCUGGCGAGACCGCCGCUUGGAGGGGAAAUGUCCUACGAUGAAGAGGGGGAACGCGAACGACGAGCGCCGGGGCCGCGACGCCCGCGUUACCUGGUAUUACGUACCGCAGAAGCGUCGACCGGUCAGUCGGUGCACUGUCUCAUCUCUGCCCUCGAAAGACGCUAGCUCGACGGUGUCGACGCGCCUGCUUGCACCCCGGAGACUCGCCCGCAUCAAGUGACAGAUCAAAAAGUACACGGCUGAACCAUGUCGAGUCCGUCAUUGAAGGAUCUGCCCAAAGUAGCCCUAGAUCUGAAAAGCGAAUUGGAAGGUUUCAAUCAUGGCUGCAUGAAGAAAGCUGCCACUGCCGAGAAGAAUGUUUUACCUUCCGCCGAAGACGUGCGGCAGGAACGGCAGCACUCCGAGUUGAUACACGGGUUGGAGACCUUUAAGCCAGAUCAGUUGAAGCACGCUGACACGAAAGAGAAGAUUGUAUUGCCUAACGCCAAAGAUGUUGCCGCGGAGAAGACUCAACAAACACUAAUCGCCGGCAUCGAGAAGUUCGACACCGCAAGCCUGAAGCACACCGAGACUCAGGAGAAGAACCCGCUACCCGAUAAAGAUGCGAUCCAGCGAGAGAAGGGCAAACAACAGCUGAUCUCCGGUAUCGAGAACUUCGAUCCAGCGAAAUUGAAGCAUGCGGAAACCCUCGAGAAGAAUCCCUUGCCCACCAAAGAAGCGAUCGACGCCGAGAAAGUAGCCGCUUAGAGGAGCUGCCUAAGGAGGAACGAAAAGAAGGAACGGGGACGGCGCGACUCGUCGCUUCUUCCAUUUUCUAUAUUCGUGACAUUUUAUAACAAUUACUCAUACAUUGCCAAGAGAAGAAAUGCGCGAAUGCAAAGCACAGUG